This is a messenger RNA of Ananas comosus (pineapple), 1677 nucleotides long. RefSeq names its product probable dolichyl pyrophosphate Man9GlcNAc2 alpha-1,3-glucosyltransferase. Bases 62 to 1651 code for a protein of 529 amino acids. Gene Ontology annotation, molecular function: dolichyl pyrophosphate Man9GlcNAc2 alpha-1,3-glucosyltransferase activity. The record is from RefSeq and is a predicted model, not a curated record. Gene Ontology annotation, cellular component: endoplasmic reticulum membrane. NCBI's taxonomy places the organism in Eukaryota, Viridiplantae, Streptophyta, Magnoliopsida, Poales, Bromeliaceae. The transcript has 6 exons. Gene Ontology annotation, biological process: protein N-linked glycosylation.
UAAUAAUUACCCACUCACACAGCGGAAACUCGCCCGUGUCCGAGCUCGAUAGAGAUCUCCCAUGGCGAAGACGAAGACGAAGACGAAGACGAAGACGACGACCUCUUCGUCCCCGGAUCCACCCACUUCCUCCUCCCUCUUCCCAUGGUCGUCGUCGUCCCCGAGUCUCGCAACUCCCACGGUGCUCCUCAUCUCCCUCUUCGCCUUCCUUGUCCGCGUCCUCGUCUCCCUCGGCCCUUACUCGGGCGAGGGGACGCCCCCCAAGUACGGCGACUACGAGGCCCAGCGCCAUUGGAUGGAGAUCGCCCUCCACCUCCCCCCCUCCGAUUGGUACCGCAACUCCUCCGCCAACGACCUCUCCUACUGGGGCCUCGACUACCCCCCGCUCUCAGCGUACCAGAGCCGCGCCCACGCGCUCCUCCUCAACGCCACGAUCCCCGAAUCCGUCGCCCUCGGCGCAUCCCGCGGAUUCGAAUCCAAACCCUCGAAGCUGCUGAUGAGGUGGACGGUGCUUUCCUCGGAUCUGAUCGUGUUCUUUCCCGCCGCUCUCUACUUCGUGUGGGUGUAUAGGCGUGUUUUUGUUGGUGGUGGAGUUUGUGAUCGAGACGGGGGUUCAGUGUUGUGGCUCCUUGCAAUGAUUCUGCUCAAUCCGUGUUUAAUUCUCAUUGAUCACGGGCAUUUCCAGUAUAAUUGCAUCAGCCUGGGACUAACACUUGGAGCCAUUGCUGCUGUCCUGUCACAAAAUGAGCUUGCGGCAUCUGCUCUCUUCACUCUUGCAAUCAAUCACAAGCAGAUGAGCUUAUACUUCGCACCAGCAUUUUUUAGCCAUCUUCUGGGGAAAUGCCUUAAGCGUCGAUUUCCAGUUAUUGAAGUAACGAAACUGGGUGUUGUGGUAUUGGCAACAUUUGCACUUGUCUGGUGGCCUUAUUUGCAUUCUCUGGAAGCUUUUAUUGAGGUUCUUUCUCGGUUAGCUCCCUUUGAAAGGGGCAUUUUCGAGGACUACGUUGCCAACUUUUGGUGUAGCACCUCAGUUUUUAUCAAGUGGAAGAGAUUGUUCUCGGUCCAAUCACUAAAACUUCUGAGUCUUUUCACCACUAUCCUAGGCUUUUUGCCUUCAUUAGUUCAGCAAGUGAAAUCUCCAAGCAAUCUCGGCUUCCUCUACUCUCUGUUAAAUAGCUCCUUUUCUUUCUUUCUAUUUUCUUACCAAGUGCACGAGAAGUCUAUAUUGCUGCCUCUUUUGCCCGCGAGCCUUUUAGGGCUACAAGAACCUCAGCUUUAUGGGUGGUUCGUUUAUUAUGCCCUUUUCUCGAUGUACCCUCUUCUUCGCCGCGAUCGACUUAUUUUACAAUACAUAGCUGUUCUUGCUCUUUUUGGUCUUAUUUUCCACUCCCCUGAUCGAAGUCGUGGCACGAAGACAAGCAGAUUUUAUACAAGAAAAGAGCUUUUGGCCCUUCCAUUGUUUUUCUCCAUCAUACUACAUUUUGUCUAUGUAAUUACGCAGCCUCCGGAGAAGUAUCCUUUCCUAUUUGAAGCCAUGAUUAUGUUUCUUUGCUUUUCUCAGUUUGUGAGUUUAGUUAUGUACACCAAUAUUAGGCAAUGGACGCUAUCAGAAUCCUUUUCUUUGUCAAUGAGAGCAAAGAAGCAUAUUUGAUUUGAUAUUUUACGCACAAUUUUCAU